Messenger RNA from Lates calcarifer (barramundi perch), 1466 nucleotides. Its product is annotated as NF-kappa-B inhibitor zeta. Gene Ontology annotation, molecular function: DNA binding; POU domain binding. The record is from RefSeq and is a predicted model, not a curated record. The transcript has 13 exons. Bases 1 to 1131 code for a protein of 376 amino acids. Lineage: Eukaryota; Metazoa; Chordata; Actinopteri; Centropomidae.
AUGGUGUGGGCGUCGACUGUACGUAUUCCUCAGCCAGUGGGCGUGGUCGCCCUGUCGUCGGAUGUGGGUUGCAGUAAAAAAGGUGCAAGAUGUUCCAUUUAUGGAAAUGAGAAGGUCUACCUUGGAGUACGUGUCAAAAUGCCAGUAAAGGAUCUGCUGAGAAACAUCCGUCUAGCUCAAGGGUGGGAACCUCAGGAUUUUCAGGAGACCUGCAGCAAAACAUUCAAAGGAGACAAGAAACGAGUCAAAACUCGCACAGGACGCCGAACUACCAAGAGAAAACACCCAACAAAAAGCCUGGAGGAGCUGGCAAUCAUUGUUGAGGUGCUGGAGGAGGAUCUUAAGACUGGAAACACAUACUGCUCCCUUUCCCAAUGUCCCCCCUCCUCUGAACCUCCACUGUCCCCUGAGCUGUCUCCAACUGGGUACAACAGUGAUGAGUCGGAUGAAAUGAUCCCCAGCCCCAGUCCCAUCUCCUCCUGGCUUAUGCAUGGAGGCCUUCAGCCCUCCAGCACAAACAUGGAAAGAGAUAGUGAAAGAGGGGAGGAGUGGUUUGAUCCCCAGAACCACAACUGGAACCUGAACAGCUAUGCUUUCUUCUGGACCCAGCUGCAGAAAGAGGAGAACCAACUGAGAGACAUCUCCGAUGCAGUGCUGCUGGCCACUGACGGACAAGGCAGAGCUGGCAUGUGUUGGAAGAGGGCACUGGGUUACGCCAUUGCUAAAAGGAUGGCUGCACUCAACAGCCUGGACUUUAAAGACUCUGAUGGAAUGUAUGACUGUAAAGACUGCCCUCCUGCAUGCGGCGAAUCACAACCAUCACCUUAUGGUGCAGAUCUGAUCAGUCUGGGGGCCAACGUCAAUGAGACAAACAACUUAGGAAAGUCCUGCCUCCACCUGAGUGCUGAGAAAGGCUACAUCCGGGGUCCUGGAGGAAUGAGUGUCCUCCAAUGUGCCUCGGUGGCUCUGAAGGCCACAGUGUGUGAGCUGGAAAGCAGUAAAUCCCCUGAUCACACCAGACUCCACACGCUCCGCAAAGGACAGAUGAUGGAGACCCUGGAGUGUCUGCUGUACAUGGGCAGCUACCUUCAUACCAUGGGAAGCCAGAGCAUGCAACCUAGAACUGCUUGACCCUCUGGCACAUCUGCCCGGCAGGGCAUUUUGGAGACCCAACAGUAAUGUUCUCAGUUGAUUCAGACUUGAAUUUGUCUUGGAGAGUGGGGUUAGUGGGGUUCUUUUAUCUCCAAGAAUCAGUUCAGGCCUGUCAUGUAAAGCAUCUGACGUUUUGUGUGUGGUAAAAAUGCCUGACUUGCAAUCAGGUAUUUAUUGUGACCUGCACAAAAACGACAGGUGCCCAUUAGCUGGUUUCUGUGAAACUUCCAUUGUUUGUUACAUUGGAGUAACAAGUUGUCCUCAGGUUAGUGUGUCUGUGGAGAUCCAGGUGUAAAAGGAGAAUAUUUUAGAAA